GGAGGAGGCGGAGGCGGAGGAGGAGGAAGCCUCGCGGGCCUUGACCGGCGUUGGCCCGCAGCCUCCGCGUCGCCGCCGCGCCCGAUUGGCCGCCGCUUCUUCUGGCCCGGCCCGGCCCGGCCUUGGCCCGCUGGGGGCUCGGCGGCCGCGGCUUCCGUAUUCAGGGCUGACUCCUGGCUCCAUGCACAGGGAUUCUAUCUGGCAGGCUUGGGGAACCUUCUGGGAUACCAGGGAUCGAGCCUGGAUAAGGCCACAAUGCAAGAAGACAGAACACUAAUGCAUUUGAGAAAGUGAUAAAGUUUGGGGGGGGAGGGGGAAAAUCCUACUUUCCUGAUCUGCAAUUUGGCUGGAUGCUAAGAUGUCUGUGGACAUGAAUAGCCAGGGAUCUGACAGCAAUGAAGAAGACUAUGAUCCAAAUUGUGAGGAGGAGGAAGAAGAGGAGGAAGAAGAAGAUGAGGACCCUGGGGACAUUGAGGACUAUUAUGUGGGAGUAGCCAGCGAUGUGGAGCAGCAGGGAGCUGACGCCUUUGAUCCUGAGGAAUACCAAUUUACUUGUUUGACCUACAAGGAAUCGGAGAGCGCCCUCAACGAACAUAUGACCAGCUUAGCUUCUGUCCUAAAGGUAUCUCAUUCAGUUGCUAAACUUAUAUUAGUUAAUUUCCACUGGCAAGUUGCAGAGAUUUUGGACAGAUACAAAUCUAAUUCUGCUCAGUUGCUUGUUGAGGCUCGAGUUCAACCCAAUCCAUUGAAACAUGUAACCACGCCCCAUCCCUCUCACCAUUGUGCAGUGUGUAUGCAGUUUGUGCGUAAGGAAAAUCUACUCUCUCUGGCGUGUCAGCAUCAGUUUUGCCGCAGCUGCUGGGAGCAGCACUGUUCAGUACUUGUGAAAGACGGUGUGGGUGUGGGAGUCUCUUGCAUGGCCCAAGACUGUCUACUUCGAACUCCAGAGGACUUUGUUUUUCCAUUGCUGCUCAGUGAAGAAUUAAGAGACAAAUACAGGCGCUACCUCUUCAGGGACUAUGUGGAGAGUCAUUAUCAGCUCCAACUGUGCCCUGGUGCAGACUGCCCCAUGGUUAUCCGAGUACAGGAGCCCAAAGCUCGCCGUGUACAGUGCAAUCGGUGUAACGAGGUCUUCUGUUUCAAGUGUCGUCAGAUGUAUCACGCUCCCACAGACUGCGCCACCAUCCGGAAAUGGCUCACGAAGUGUGCAGAUGAUUCUGAAACAGCUAACUACAUUAGUGCUCACACUAAAGAUUGUCCCAAGUGCAACAUCUGCAUUGAGAAGAAUGGAGGCUGCAAUCAUAUGCAAUGCUCCAAGUGUAAACACGACUUCUGCUGGAUGUGUCUAGGAGAUUGGAAAACCCAUGGCAGUGAGUACUAUGAAUGCAGUCGGUACAAGGAGAAUCCUGACAUUGUCAACCAGAGUCAACAGGCCCAAGCCCGAGAAGCCCUCAAGAAGUACUUGUUCUACUUUGAGAGGUGGGAAAACCACAACAAGAGCUUGCAGCUAGAGGCACAGACAUACCAGCGGAUUCAUGAGAAAAUUCAGGAGAGGGUCAUGAAUAAUCUGGGAACCUGGAUCGACUGGCAGUAUCUGCAGAAUGCUGCCAAGCUCUUGGCCAAGUGUCGCUACACCCUGCAAUAUACCUACCCAUAUGCAUACUACAUGGAGUCUGGACCCAGGAAGAAGCUGGCCCUGCCCGGCUACAGUCCCUCUCCUUUUGACCCUCCUGCUCUACCCAUACAGUUCGAAUACCAGCAGGCUCAGCUGGAGGCUGAGAUUGAAAACCUGUCGUGGAAAGUGGAGCGUGCAGACAGCUAUGAUAGAGGGGACUUAGAGAACCAGAUGCACAUCGCAGAACAGCGGAGAAGAACCCUGCUGAAGGAUUUCCAUGACACCUAGCUUGGGACGUGAAAGUGCUGGAAGGAGGAAGAUGUGGCUGCAAAGUCUCCCGGCUGCCAUACUGCAUGCUGUAGGCGCUGCCUUUCACGACCCCGGGCAACAGCCAGGGCCCCACUCCUGAGAGACACUGGCCGCACACCUCUGAAUCAAUUUGUUUUCUUCUCAUCUUUCACUUUUUGUUUCUACCAGGGUAGAGGCGACAUUGAAUCGGUCUCUUUUCAGGACUUUUUAUUCCCCCUAGGUGGUUAUUGGGAGGGAGGGAAAGUUUUAUUUCUGAAUGACUAUUACUAGUAUUAGAUCAUCACAACUUAAUGUAAUUUUCAAAGGUUGUUCAAUUAUAUGAAAAGGGGGCGAUCGAACCAUAGAAUGACAUAGAACCCUUUUAAAAAAUAAAUUGGCAUUGGAGUGUUUUACCCUUUAGCUAUUUUACUUAGAAUGUAACAUACGCUGCCCACCCACCCUGCCACGGAAUGUCUCCCACAAGAGGGCUUCGGGGUGGUCUGUGGUUUUCACAUUCACAUGUGUUGGGGCCCCGCUGGAGUCCAAAGGAAGAACUUGGGUGGCAGUAGUGGGGGCGGAGCUGGCCUGUGGAACACAGGGAAUCCCAUCAUGCCUUCUGCCUGUCCUUUUAGAUCUUUUUAUGGUCUGCUGUACCUUGGCAGAACAGGGUCUUUCCACCUCUUGUCAUCUCUGAUGGUGCUGCUUGUCUGUAGGCACAUCUUUAUUUUUAAAGUGAAGUUUACCUGGAUCUGGCCGCUAAGACCAAAACCCACAGCAGAAUAUACAGACGCAGGCUUGUGGGACUCCAGACCAGGGACUAUGCGUUCGGGACAGUUUCCUUCUGUCUCCUGAAAAUAAGAAACUAAAUGAGAUUAAAGGAAAUUCUUGCCCCCUAAUAAAUUUGUUUUACCUUGGUCCUUUAUUUUGUGCCAGUGUUCUAGUGGUAUAACUGACCAGGUUUACAUGUAGCCAUAACUAACACUUGCUACACUCUCCCCCAGUGAUCUUCAGGGUCAGAAUUCAGCAUGGUCUGCCUCAGGAGCCAGGUUUGUACCAGUUGUUUUCAUAUUUCCUUGAGUUUCUCCAGCAGCUGCCUUGGGUGUCAGUGCUCUCUCCUCAUUCCAGCUGGUGGGAAGAUGCCACGUCUAGGGCCUGGGCGUAUGAAUCUAGGUGGGUGCCUGGGUGGUGGUCCCGACUCCUAUGGUAGAGGGACAGGCCUGGGAAGAGGACCAGUUUUUGGACAAUUGAGUGCAAAGGAGAAAGUGACUCGUAUGCUUUCCCACCUGUCCUAAACCUGAUCCCAUAGGCUUUUGAAGACCUAUAUCUGACUCCUGAGGGUUUCUGUGACUUUAUUCAGUACGUAAAUCUUGCAGAGCUGUCUACUCAACAGGUCUUCCUCCACCUUCUGAAAGAGUUACUGAGAGGCCUAUGAAUAUUAUAUUGGAAAUUCUUUGAUAGAUAUUGUCACCUUCAAUCAGCAGUUCCCCAGAUACAUUGUAAGCUGUAAAGAUCGAAUCACUCUGGAAAAGAAAACAGCUCUGGCUAUUGGGGUCACGGAGCACAUGACUAACUGUCUGCUUCCUUUCUCCCCAUCAAGUUUUUGUCUCUUCCUGUUCUCUCCAACAAGGGAGGGACUAUGGGGAAAAGAGGGAGGACAAGUUAGGAGUGGAAGAAACUAAUCCAGACAUGGACUGUGAAUGAGUGCUUGCUGCAAGAUCUACGGCUGGAUUACGAAUGCUUGUCGGCCCAUGGAACAUCCUGGCAUCUGGAGGACCUGAGUUCAGCCCUGCACCUUAAAUCACUCUGGGCAUCUCUGGGCGAUUUUUGGACUGUACAGCUACCACAUAGUGCACUUGCAUCAGCUGUGGCCCCAACCACUGGAGCUGCAGAAGGUACUGUGCUCAGCCCACAGCCUGCAGCCUGCAGCCUUGACCUGUGGAGAACUUCCUUUUGUGCCCCGAGUGGCUGUCCUUUGUCAACAUCAUCAGAAUGUUGGAAAAGUUCUGGUGGAAUUUUUCUGCCCUACAAAGGAUAGAAGAAGAUAAAGGCACAGUGUUUUCAUGAAUUUACCAUGUACCUUUGUUUUUCUUCAAAGAAAAGGUUAAUUGAGGCAAUGUCAUCUACUCAAAAGUUGAGUGGUUUAUUCAAAAUAAAUUGAAAAAUUCUGAUUA
Messenger RNA from Suncus etruscus (white-toothed pygmy shrew), 4074 nucleotides. It is a transcript of the gene ARIH2, whose product is annotated as ariadne RBR E3 ubiquitin protein ligase 2. Lineage: Eukaryota; Metazoa; Chordata; Mammalia; Eulipotyphla; Soricidae. The transcript has 16 exons. Gene Ontology annotation, biological process: ubiquitin-dependent protein catabolic process; protein polyubiquitination; positive regulation of proteasomal ubiquitin-dependent protein catabolic process. The record is from RefSeq and is a predicted model, not a curated record. Gene Ontology annotation, molecular function: zinc ion binding; ubiquitin conjugating enzyme binding; ubiquitin protein ligase activity. Gene Ontology annotation, cellular component: ubiquitin ligase complex; cytoplasm. The coding region runs from base 359 to 1903 and encodes 514 amino acids.